UGACAUAAACUACGCCAAGUCUAAGUUGGCUCCGUGUCCGCGUCUUUCCAAUGUUUCAAUUUUGAGUUCGUUUGUGCUUUUGUUUUAUUUUAUAUUUUCUAUACCGACAAGUUUUUCCCUCUUGUGGAAAAAUGCUAUACAUUUGGUUAACUCUGUUGUCUCUCAUACUGCUGUGGAACACAACAACAGCUGAUUUGGGUUCCAACCAUGAAACAUGCUGUGCUCUGACCCGGUUGGACAUCGAGACUCGCUUGUCCACGAAGUCACCAUAUCGCUCCAUAGCCAAUUACAAUGAUACCCAACCACAUUAUCCAGGUUGCGUACCUACGCGUAUCUGGGCGACUAUACGCCAUGGUACUCGGAUGCCGAGCAAAUCUGUGAUAGCCCGCGCCCAAGAACGUUUGACAGUCAUACAGGAUAUGCUGCUGCAGCAAGCGAAACCAAAGUUGUGUGCCAAGGAGCUGGAACAAUUGCGGAAGUGGAGCUGGCAGCAUUUUAAUCCGGAAGAUGAUGAGAAACUUUUGAUGGCGGAGGGAGAAAAUGAGUUAAUCGAGCUAGCAGAGCGUAUGCAACUGCGAUUCCCUUCACUGCUGCCUGACCCCUAUGACCCGGACUGGUAUUAUAUGAAAUACACGGCAACACAGCGAACGUUGAAAAGCGCACAGAGCUUUGCCACGGGGUUGUUUGGACGACAUCGGAUACACACGGUCAACUAUCCACGACCUUUGCAUAGAGAUCCCAUACUAAGAUUUUAUAAACUCUGCGGCCGUUGGAAAAUUGAUGUUAAAAAGAAUCCUGAAACAUUGGUUAAUGCACGUAGAUUCUAUGCAGAGCCACAAAUGCAAUCAGCAGUGGAUUAUGUGCGGAGCAGGACGCAGCUGGAGGACUUGCAGCCGGAGGACGUUGAACUCAUGUAUACGGUAUGUGCCUUUGAGACAGCAUGGCAACGACCACUUGGACAUUUCCGGCCAUCGGUGUGGUGUAGUUUCUUCGACGUGGAAGCACUGAACGCACUGGAAUUUGUCGAAGAUUUGGAAUAUUAUUGGAACGAUGGCUAUGGCUAUAAGUUGUCACAUCGCAUUGCCUGUCCGGCAAUAGCGGAUAUGUUUGAGGCCAUUGAUACACCGACGGCUAAAGCCAAUGCCACCUUCUAUUUCACACAUUCGGGCACACUGCUUAAGCUGCUGGCCCACCUCGGCUUGGCUAAGGAUGAGGAGAUGCUGACGCACAAGCAUUUUGAUUAUGCGCGUCAAUGGCGCACAAGUCGAAUUGAUGCUUUUGCAACAAACUUGGCCUUUCUGCGCUUUGAUUGUGAGAAGGGACCCCAUGUCCUGGUGCUGCAUCAGGAGCAGGUUGUACAUCUGCCUGGCUGUCCGCAGGAUAAUGAUCUCUGUCCCCUUGCAACGUUGCGUCUCCUAUUUAGGGAGAGCAUAGAGAACUGUGACUUUGACACUCUCUGUCAAAUCAAUGGAAACGCCAAUUGAAGGAGAUGAUCCUCCUGUCGUCUGUCGCUGUCUCCGCUGUUGUUGCUGCAGCUGCUGCUGCUUCGCUUUUGUUAUUCACUGCUGAAUACAAUACUACUGCAAAAGAAGUCUAUGUGUGAAACUUAACAUUUGGCCAGGGAUUCGUGGAAAUGUGUUGGAUAUAUUAUUAUUAUUUUUUUUUUAUUAUUAUUGUUCUUUUUUUUGUUGUUUUAUAUAUCUUAAAUUGAAGUGAAAAGUUAAAAUGCUGACUAGAAAAUAAGCUAUUGAAGAGUAGGGAGAAGCGAGAGAAGAGAACAAAACGAAAAAGAGAGGAGAUAUGUGCCGCCCCCCGAAAAAUGAGAAAUCGGGUAAUUUAUGUGUAAUUGAGAGUUAAAUAUCGUUUGUAAGCGUUAACAAAAAAAAAAACAUGUGGACCAUCCAACAGAACUAAGGGCGGGUUUAAAUCAAAGAGACAAAUACCAAGAACGAACAAGAAAGAGACAGACAGACAAACAGAACGAAAGAGAACGAACGAACGUUUUUAAAGUUAUUUUUUGUCUAUUAUCCUAUAUAUAUACUUGUACCAUGUACUUCUAGCCUUAUACGAUAUUCUAUUAAUCAAUCUAUUGAGCUGCUGCUAUAUUCUAUCUAUUUUUUUUUUUUCUAAAUUAUUCGUUUAAUUUAAGAUCGAAAGUUUUCUUUUACACCAUGCGCACUUAAAGUGAACAUUUAAGUCAUCGAUAUUUAUGUAACAAGCAUUUCCGAUCUCACAAAGUAUACAAAUUUAACCUAUUCGAUAUAGCCAUAUUUGUCCAUCCGUAUAUUUACGAAGACUCUAAUAAUAAGUUCGUUAAAUUGUUAUGGCCACUUUCAUGUACUACAUGCAUUGUAUAUCUGGGACUUAGAUCGGCCUAAAGAGUGAUUUUCUGUUCAAUAGAUUCGUUCAAGCAGUCCUCAUAAUAAUUAAUAUUUUGUCUGAAGUCAUUACCCAGAUAUCUCAUACAAGAGAUAGAUGACUCUUUGAAAAAUUGAAUGUGUCUAAAACUCUGCAAAUAAUCUCAAAACCCAUAGGUAGAGAAAGAUUAAUACAAAAACUUGUAAGAAUUCAUGAAGUUGAUCCGGCCAUUGGUCCAUAUUACCAAUUGUUCUAUGACUCAAGGGCAAAAUUGGCUAAGAGUGAGCGAAAUUGCCUUUGUUUAUUGUAUGGCGUGUGAUUUUGUAAUAUUUGUUUUACUUAGUGCAUGGUAUAACAAAGUCGGCAUAACGACUUAAAAUUUUCUUUUGUAUUUGUUUUACGGGCAAACGAGCAUACAUCUCCCUUUUGUGUACAUAUUAUACAUACAACUAUCUAUAUCUAUCUAUAUAUAUAUAUAUUCUUCUAACUACAUUAAACACUUUUCGCCAUUCGAAACUUGUGUAAAAAAUAUAUAGUUGCAAUUUCAAAACGAUAAACUAAACAAAUUCCCGAUAACUAACAAGAAAAACAAAAUGGUAAACCUAUGUUGUGCUAACUUGUGUUAUAAUAUUUAAAGAAACAAACGAAAAACGAAAAAAAAAACAAAAACUAAGAAAGAUACAUAUACACCAUUAUCCUCCAUAUCUAUCUAUCUAUCUAUGUAUAUAUAUAUAUGAUAUAGAAAAAAUACCCUUUGCAAAUCCCAAAAACAUGAUUUAUGAUUCUUUUUUAUAUGCCUGCUGUGUGUAAAGCAUAUAUAUUCCUGAUCCAUAGCUCAACCAUCACAGCCGUCCCUUUGUUUCGCUCUAUUUCUCUUCGAUGGAGCUAAUUUUUGGUAAUUGCCAAAUUUCAUUUCAUUUCAUUUUGAAUUUCCUUUUUUAUCAGCGGUGUUUUCUAGUAUAGUGAUAGAGAAAUAUUGAAGCAUAUAUCUGCAUAAUUAGAAAAAUGACCCCCCUUCCCCCAAUUUUUGAGUUAGUUUCGUUUUUGAGAAUGCGCUUAUGAAUUUAUGUUGUCAUUAAGUCAGACAUUUAACCGCAACAAAUAGUCAAAAUGGAAGGAAAAACAAAAUAUAUUUAAUAACUAAAUACAUGUACAUAAAAUAUACACACCGAUA
Drosophila willistoni is the source of this 3532-nucleotide messenger RNA. It is a transcript of the gene Mipp2, whose product is annotated as multiple inositol polyphosphate phosphatase 1. Gene Ontology annotation, molecular function: inositol phosphate phosphatase activity; acid phosphatase activity. The transcript is spliced from 5 exons. Lineage: Eukaryota; Metazoa; Arthropoda; Insecta; Diptera; Drosophilidae. The record is from RefSeq and is a predicted model, not a curated record. The coding region runs from base 132 to 1484 and encodes 450 amino acids.